CUCUCCACUCCUGUAUGGAAAUGCUCUGAUUCUCUUACCUUCAGCCUAAGUCGCCGUUCUUCCGCUUGAUCUGUGACGCACAACGCCACAACGACGCCGUCGACCAAUCACCGUCGUCGUCUCCAUCUUCACGCCGUUCGCUAUGUCUCUUCCCCUGUUUCGUCAGUUUGUCUCUCGUUCAAGUAGUUUGUCGCUCUGCUCCUCCCUGGUACAGUGGUACUCAUUGCUUGCUUAAGGUGUUCUCGAGUGUACUUCUACUUCUUCGCUUAAACUCUAUGCGUACCCAAAGGUGGAGACAGACGAAAUAUAGGGACAAGUUUUGUUUAUACUUUAUAUCCUAACCGAAGCCCAUUCUGCCAGUCCCAUAUGACUAGUGAGGGCCAAGGGCUGCUUUUUGCAGCAGCCAGGCAGAGGUGAGAGCUCAGAGAAUUACAGAGAGUGAUGGAAGCUGCAGACCGCUACAAGUUUCUUCCCAUACAAGUUGCUGUGAAAUGUAUCAAUCAAACAGUGAACAUAACAGGCAUUAUAGCUGAGUUUAGCUUGCCAAAGCGAAGUAGGGGCACUGAUUACUAUUGUACCUUAAGAAUAAUUGAUGAAUCAUAUCAAAAACCUGGGAUGCUCGUUAAUAUUUUUGCUGGAAGCUCGCAACAGCUUCCUAAUGUUGUAGAAAGAGGAGACAUAGUUCAGCUUUUUAAUGUUAUGGUAACAGCACAUGGUGAUGGUGUAAAUGCUGUUUUCAAUAAAAAGUUUUCCUCUUUUGCAUUAUAUAAUGGGAAAGACACUGAUGAUUUUGUCCCUUACCAAGUUUCUUCAAAAUUUCCUCCUAGAGAUAAGGACAAAAUGCUCUUAGCUGAGCUUAGAAAAUGGCUGCUCAAUUCUCAGCUCAUUCAAGAUUCUCAUGACUUUCCAAUGUUAAGAGAAACCAAGGAAGGCAAUUGCUGCAGUUUAGUAUGCAAGAUACUUCUUUUUUGUGAGGCUGCAAAUCAAGAACGGAUGGUCUUUGUUUGGGAUGGUACAGAUUUGCCACCAAACAGUAUAAGUGCAAAGCUAGAGGAUGAACUGCACAAUCAUCUUCCAUUACAUCAUGAACUCGUGCCUCUACCAAGAGAGUUAUUGUGUGCUUUUCCUACCGUUGGGUCCAUCUUGAGAAUAGCAUAUGACCAAAGCAUGGAGAAGAGCCAUCUAAAACAUUUAGAAAAUGGCAGGUGGGUUAAAUUUGUCAAUAUGCGUCUUGAAGUGCAUGCAGGACUAUGGCAUGGCGUGUUGACUCCAUCUACAAAGCUUCGGUACAUACGGAAUGAUGAUGAUCUCAUAAAACAGCGUGAAAGUUUGUAUGGUGAGCGAAUGUCUAAGAACAUGAGAAGAAUGCCUUUUUGGAGCUUUCCUUGGCCUUCACCUAUUACAGUGGUUGAUCAUGAUGAUGCCCGAUUGAAUACUUUAAUGGAUGUCCUCACCCAUUCAGAGGUGACGGCGAAAUACAAGUGUAUUGUUCGAGUAGUAGCAGCAAUGCCAUGGUCACCCGAAAACUUCCUCUCUGAACAUGGGAUUUAUGUGAUGCGCCUGACUCUAGAGGAUCCAACAGCUAGAAUCCAUGCUUUUGUGUAUGCUGAGGAUGGGGAAACCCUAUUUGAUGGUUAUCCUAGCAAUGCCAUCUUGACACAGAAGAUGAACUCGUUACUUGGAGUAAUUUUAUGUGAUGAUAGUAUAGUACCGAAGUGUGCCUUCAGAAACCCACCAUGGGUUCAGGUGUGUCUCAAGUCUUACUACACUUCUAAACAUGACAUCUGGGGCAGUAGACAAUAUAGAAUAUUUGACACCAAAAUUGUGCCAAGAGUGUGAUAUCAUAUUAGAAAGGUUUUUGUUUUCACUAGAUUGUAAACAUGGUAUGACGUGCAUUUAGGUGAAUAGAGUUUCAGAGACUUUAUCAUGACACAUGUUUUUCUUUUUGACAAGCAAGGAAUGUUGCUUGGACAGAAUGUGCAUGUAUGGAAGGGUAUGAAGAUGCCUACAUGUGUCAAAUUUUCAUGUAUGUAUAUGACAUACACUUAUGCUAUGACACACAAUUUAAAUGUACGUAUAUGAACGUGCUGCUUAUUCUGUAAAUUUUGGUUGGGUUAAAAGCUGUUGAUUUUGUUUA
This is a messenger RNA of Prosopis cineraria, 2137 nucleotides long. Its product is annotated as protection of telomeres protein 1b-like. NCBI's taxonomy places the organism in Eukaryota, Viridiplantae, Streptophyta, Magnoliopsida, Fabales, Fabaceae. Gene Ontology annotation, molecular function: G-rich strand telomeric DNA binding; telomerase inhibitor activity. The record is from RefSeq and is a predicted model, not a curated record. The transcript has 11 exons. Gene Ontology annotation, biological process: regulation of telomere maintenance via telomerase; telomere capping. Gene Ontology annotation, cellular component: nuclear telomere cap complex; chromosome, telomeric region. Bases 442 to 1839 code for a protein of 465 amino acids.